Messenger RNA from Pestalotiopsis fici W106-1, 2901 nucleotides. RefSeq lists its product as uncharacterized. The transcript has a single exon. Gene Ontology annotation, cellular component: nucleus. Bases 1 to 2901 code for a protein of 966 amino acids. Gene Ontology annotation, molecular function: dioxygenase activity. Lineage: Eukaryota; Fungi; Ascomycota; Sordariomycetes; Amphisphaeriales; Sporocadaceae. The record is from RefSeq and is a predicted model, not a curated record. Gene Ontology annotation, biological process: DNA alkylation repair; DNA repair.
AUGCUCCAAGGGAUUGAUCCAUCGCUGUUCCCAGUGCUUAAAACGAGAAAGGCACUCAUAAUAAUCGAUGCACAAAACGACUUUAUUUCUACCGAAGGUGCACUCCAUGUGGCUGUACCUCAGGGCCUGACUGAAAGGCUUAUCCGAGUUGUCAAGGGCUUCCGGUCUUAUGGCGACAUAGUCUGGAUCCGGAGCCAGUACAGCCAGCCGCGGCCCCCGAAAAACGAGCAAAUCAUCACCUCAGAUCCAUCAGUUGCAGCCACACGUCGUCCUUCUGGGCCUAGAGGCCGGAGGCCAGCAAGCGGCGACGACCAACCUCCAUCAAGAUGCCCCGAAGCUUUUCUCUCCGGGCCCGCGCCUGGACGCCCAGAAUGCGUGCGAGAACAAACCGUUGGUGCGCAGUUUCCUGCUGAAAUCCAGCAGCUCAUUGAAAAGAAGGACAUGUCGUUUGUCAAGACUUAUUACUCGGCCUUUCAAAUUCCUGACCUGAUACAACGGUUGAGGAUGAAAUUUGUGAGCGAGGUCUUUGUCUGUGGCUCUCUGACGAAUAUUGGCAUCAUGGCAACAGCCAUUGAUGCUGGUAGCCAUGGGUUGGACAUUGGCAUUGUCGAGGACUGCUGCAGCUAUCGCGACAAAGACCGACACACUGCGGCUUUGAACCGCAUUCAAAAAAUGACGGGUUGCGAGAUCUUGUCCACAGACCAAAUUCUGGAUCGCUUGAAACCCAAGCCCAAGGUUCCACGGAUGGCAGCUCCUAUACCCAACCCCACGGGAAGGCGAUAUCCAGUGGUUUAUGAGGGCUCGUCCGCCACAAAUACCGAAGAUGCAAGGCCGAAGCCGUCUUCAUCAGCAGCAUCAGUGUCAAAGCCCAGUGAUCUUGCAUCGUCCAUGACCAAAUUAUCACUAGCUGAUAACCAGGAUGAUCGCCUCCCGCCCAUCACAUUUAGCCGCGCCCGGACUGCCAUUCGUGGAAAUCCAUCACGCCCUUUGCCUGACAUUGGAAAGCGCCUCAAUGAGCAAUUCAAUAUGCUAGGCAGCAUGAACGCUUCUCCAAAUGAUGAUUUGAAUGCCAAUUCUGGCGAUGAGUCACCGAAUGAGGGGCCAACAAAGGCGGCUGAUACUGCUCAGCCUCAACGUAGUGCACGAGCUGGAACACUAGAGAAGCCGGUCGAAAAGACACGAGGCAAUCUUGAAUCAGUUACACCAAGCAAAGAAAACGCUACAACAUUGCCUUUAAGCGACCAACCGCCAAGUAACAAUGAAAGCGAUUGUCCAACUCCCGUUGCUGCUUUACCUCAAACGAAUACAACAGUCAUAAAAGGGGCGAGCGAAGGUGCAAAGGUAACACAGAAACAGGCGGAACCCAUCCAUUCGACCGAAGAAUAUCAACGAAACGAAGCUUUUGACAUGGAACCAAUCGAUACAAACACUACUACCAGUGAACCUUUGUGUGAAGGUGACACUAGGGUACUCUAUAAUGUUCUGCCUCAACCACUUGCCGAGGAUGUCUUUGACAAGGUUCGCGAAGAGGUGGACUGGCAGCGAAUGUCUCACCAGGGUGGUGAGGUGCCUCGACUGGUAGCCGUUCAGGGCGAGGUGGAUGCAGAAGGCAAUAUUCCAGUAUAUCGGCACCCAGCAGACGAAUCGCCUCCACUGAGAUUAUGGACCGCAACUGUCAAGAAGAUCCGAGACGAGGUCGAGAAAAAGGUUGGACACCCGCUCAACCAUGCUCUCAUCCAAUUCUAUCGAGACGGCAAUGACUACAUUUCGGAGCACAGCGAUAAGACUUUGGAUAUCGUCAGAGGUAGCUAUAUUGUCAAUGUGAGCCUUGGUGCCGAGCGCACCAUGGUCCUGAGGACCAAGAGACAGCCAAAGGAGCAAGAUGGCGCACAGUCCCGGACAUCGCCGGAUGGUUCCAAGCGCGAGGUUCAGCGAGCUCGCUUGCCGCACAAUUCAAUGUGCAAAAUGGGCUUGCAGACGAAUAUGCGCUGGCUCCACGCCAUUCGCCAGGAUAAGCGCCUCGACCGAGACAAGACGGCGGACGAACUCGCGUACAAUGGGGCCCGCAUCUCCUUGACGUUCAGGCAGAUAGGAACUUUCCUGGACCAAAACCAAAAGAAGAUCUGGGGUCAAGGAGCCAAGACCAAAAGCAAAGCCGAGGCACAUGCUGUCGUCAAUGGGCAGUCGUCUGAGGCAAUCGAAAUGAUCAAGGCUUUUGGCAAGGAGAACCAGUCCACCGACUUUGACUGGCAGGCUCAUUACGGACCAGGUUUUGAUGUGCUGCACAUUUCUGCGGCGCCAAGAUUAUUCACCAGCAGCGAUCCAGUCGCCAACAUGCGUGUACAGCUCAUGCUGGCCGAGCUAGGCAUUGACCAUGCCAAGGGAAGCUCUGCGCCCGUGUCCACCGACCGCGGUGCUCUUCAAGAGCGGAGCGGCACGGCAGAUAUUCCCGUCAAGUUUGUGGACAACGACGAAGAAAAGUCUACGGUACAAGGCGAUGUAGCGAUCAUGAUGUACCUGGAUCGAUUCUAUAACCAGCCUGACGAGAACAAGGCGCCCUUGAGAGCUGACGUCGCCCGCACCCUGACGAGGUUCAAUGAGGCUCUCAACAUUGGUGAGAGACGGCUCACGGCGGAACAUGCGGAUCUGAAGCGAUGGCUGGAGCCUUGGGAGGUGUACGCAGGCGAAGCCGACUUUAUCGCUGGCGCCUCCAUCGGUAUGGCCGACUUUGCCUUUUGGCCGGUGCUGUACGACAUUGUGGAAGGCCACUGGGACCUAUCCUACCGCAACCUCAAGUCAUAUUUCGAACGCAUCAGGAGCAGGGAAACUGUGAUCAAGAUCUAUGGUAAAGAUAAAGAGGGCCAGAAUACCUUGAACACUAAGCCAGACUCUGGGAAUUAG